Messenger RNA from Sinocyclocheilus grahami, 3515 nucleotides. Its product is annotated as dual 3',5'-cyclic-AMP and -GMP phosphodiesterase 11A-like. Lineage: Eukaryota; Metazoa; Chordata; Actinopteri; Cypriniformes; Cyprinidae. The transcript has 18 exons. Bases 128 to 2623 code for a protein of 831 amino acids. Gene Ontology annotation, biological process: signal transduction. The record is from RefSeq and is a predicted model, not a curated record. Gene Ontology annotation, molecular function: protein binding; 3',5'-cyclic-nucleotide phosphodiesterase activity.
ACAUACGAGGACCACGUCCGCUCUUCUCGCGGAGGAUCUGUUGUCUUAAGUUUGCGAAUGAUUCGUUCAGCUCUGCACUCACAUAAAUGAGCGUUCAACACGCGCGUCUCUCUCAUUUUAUUUACAGAUGACCGUAGCGGCAGCAAUGGCAGGGUCAAAUAUGGUCUUUUCCGAUGUUGAAAGUUUUCUAGACGAGCACCCGGAAUUAUUAGAGGACUAUCUGAACAGAAAAGGCAAGGCAAGUAUGGUGGAAAAGUGGCUGAAGAAGCGCAACGCGACUAAAACUCCGGCGAACUCCAGCGCGGAAGCGGAGAAAGCGGCGAACGCGUGCGGCAAAGACAGCUGGGCGAGCAGAAGCGACGGGCUGCAGAGACGAGCGUCGCAGAAAGAGCUGCGGAAAACCUUCGCCAGGUCUAAAGCCAUCAACGCCAACAGGACUUACGACGAACACGUUAACUCCAGAGCCCAGGAGCCGCUGACCAGCAUGAGGAGACGCGCGCUGCUGCGUAAAGCCAGCUCUCUGCCGCCAACCACCGCGCACAUCCUCUCCGCGCUGCUGGAGUCCCGGGUCAACAUCCCUCAGUACCCCUCCACCGCCGUAGACUACAAAUACUACCUGAAGGAGCACAACGAGAGGGAGUUCUUCCUGGAGCUCGUCAAAGACAUCUCCAACGACCUGGUUUUGACCAGUCUCAGCUACAAGAUCCUGGUGUUUGUGUGCAUCAUGGUGGAUGCUGACCGCUGCUCCCUGUUCCUGGUGGAGGGACCAGCCAAUAAAAAGACUCUGGUGUCCAAGUUCUUUGAUGUUCAUGCUGGAACCACAGUUUUGCCCUCUCUCAGUAAAUCAGAUGAGGUGCAGGUGCCCUGGGGAAAGGGCAUCAUUGGAUAUGUGGCUGAACAUGGGGAAACUGUCAACAUUCCCGAUGCAUAUCAGGACCAUCGUUUCAGUGAUGAGAUUGAUAAACUCACCGGAUAUAAAACCAAGUCUCUGCUGUGCAUGCCCAUCCACAACAGUGAUGGAGAGGUCAUCGGGGUCACACAGGCCAUCAACAAGAGUCCCAAUGGAGCACUUUUCACUGAAGACGACGAAAAGGUGUUGCAGAUGUACCUGCCGUUCUGUGGUAUUGCCAUCUCAAACGCCCAACUGUUCGCUGCCUCCAGGAAAGAGUACGACAGCAGCAGGGCUCUUCUGGAGGUUGUGAACGAUUUGUUCGAAGAGCAGACCGAUUUGGAGAAGAUCGUGAGGAAGAUCAUGCAUCGAGCUCAGACCCUGCUGAAGUGUGAACGCUGCUCCGUCCAGCUUCUGGAGGACAUCGAAUCUCCGGUGGUGAAGUUUACCAAGUCCUUUGAGCUUCUGUCACCCAAGUGCAGCGCCGACAUGGAGAACAGUUUCAAGGACAGCAUGGACAAAUCAUCCUAUUCUGACUGGCUGAUUAAUAACAGCAUUGCAGAGCUGGUCGCCUCCACUGGGCUUCCUGUGAAUAUCAGCGAUGCCUACCAAGACCCACGCUUUGAUGCUGAAGCAGAUCAGUUCUCUGGCUUCCAUAUUAGAUCUGUCCUGUGUGUCCCUAUCUGGAAUAGUAACCACCAAAUCAUAGGUGUGGCUCAGGUCUUGAACAGAUUAGAUGGAAAACCAUUUGAUGAUGCAGAUCAGAGGCUGUUUGAGGUGCUGUCAUAUCACGCCACUUGCUCAAAGACUGAGGUGGAUAAGUUUAAGGCAGCAAACAUCCCUCUGGUGUGUGAACUGGGCAUUGAUAAACUAUCGUUUGAUGACUUCUCUCUGGAUGUGGAUGCCAUGGUCACUGCAGCUCUGCGGAUGUUUAUGGAGCUGGGAAUGGUUCAGAAAUUCAAAAUAGACUAUGAGACACUUUGUCGGUGGCUGUUGACCGUGAGGAAGAACUAUCGCAUGGUUCUGUAUCAUAACUGGAGACAUGCAUUCAACGUUUGCCAGUGCAUGUUUUCCAUGCUGACGACGGCCGCCUUUCAGGAGACUCUGACUGAGAUGGAGAUUCUGGCUCUGAUAGUGGGCUGCAUCUGCCAUGAUCUGGACCACAGAGGAACCAACAAUGCUUUCCAGGCCAAGACGGGAUCAGCUCUCUCUCUUCUUUAUGGGACAUCCGCCACACUAGAGCACCAUCACUUCAACCAUGCUGUUAUGAUCCUGCAGAGCGAGGGACACAAUAUUUUCUCUAACCUGUCUUCCCAUGAGUAUGGAGAACUCAUGCAGCUCCUAAAACAAUCCAUACUGGCCACAGACCUAACACUCUACUUCCACACUGUUGCAGAGCUGGUGACUAGUGAGUUUUUCGAGCAGGGAGACAGAGAGCGAUCAGAACUGAAACUGACUCCCUCGGCGAUAUUUGACCGAAACCGCAAAGAUGAGCUGCCAGGUCUACAGCUGGAGUGGAUUGAUGGAAUCUGUGCGCCGCUGUAUGAGACAUUUGCCAAAUUAAACCCCAAACUACAGCCAAUGAUUGACUUGAUCAAGGCCAAUCGUGCCAAAUGGGAAGAGCUACACCACAGACACCAGCGCAGCCAGAAAACCACCAAUCCUGGCAGUCCACGUAACGCAGACGCCACGGCAACCAGCUGCAGCGGCGCAGGCCCCAGCGACUCUCUCUGACCUCGCAGCAAUGCAGACGGAAGGAGUUUUGACCUCUGCUGCACGCUUCAGACCAGCAGCCAUUACCUCACUAGCACCCUCUAUCGGGCAUUUGCUCUGUCUGUGAGCACUUCAGGCAAGAAGUUUGCGAGUUUGCGUCCGUCUCCACAGUGCAAAGACUGCACGUUUAGCUAGCAACGGAGAACCUUAGGGAUGUGUUUACGCCCAGAAGCUAAAUGGCUGAAUUAGCUACUUUAGGGCUAGCAUGCUAACAUAAAGACUCUAUUGUGCGUGUAAGCUACUCUCAACAGGGACUGUUUAAGGAGGAUUGCUGCUUUUUGAAAGGUAUCAUAGCAUAUUUUUCCCUUUGUAGCUUUGAUCUUGUUGAAUGAACGCAUAUCUUGAGCACUGGAGCUCAGUUCUGUACUCUGCGUAUGUCAUGUGAAGAAAUUACUAAUGCAGGAUUUGACUCUCUGUUUUGCCUUUGUUGUUUUAGCUGAUGUAUUUAUUCCAGGAUCAGGGGUUUAUGGAGCCGUGGGGCUCUUGGCAAUGCUUGCAAUGCAAAUCCACUCCAGCGCUGUACUCUGUGCCUUGGUAAAACCCCUAUGAUAAUGCAUGCAGCCCGUCCUCAACAUCACUCUACUCUCUAGUUCAUACUGCAUACAUCAUGGAUGUUCCCUCAUGUCUUGGGCCAGUUUCACAUCACAAAGCAAUGUGUUUUUAUUCAUUUAUUCACACUUGUGUUGUUCAUGACACAAGUUAUUAUGAAGAUUUGUACUGGGGUGCGAUUCCCAACAUCAUAGCCAACUAUUGUUGCAAGUUCUGUCAUUACCAACAUAGUUCAACAAUUUGGUGUUUCCAAAACAUAGUUCCGAAGAACAUUCGCAAAAAGCUUUGCAAAGGCUGCAUUUAC